AUGAGCAAUCCUCUUCCAUUCCCUUUGCAAAGAAACCCAGUCAACAAUGAGAUUGUCCUUCCCUUACGGAAACAUAAAAACAUUGUACUCACGCCAACCAGACAGGAGGACUCAGCGCCUCUGGUAGAAUAUUUCAACGACGUUAGGGUGUAUCAUUGGUUGGCUAGUCCCCCACGCCCAUUCCUUAAAGGCAAGUUGCCCAAACACGCAGAAGAGCUACUAGGAAAUUUAAAGGCGUUGUUUGAUGUCGCAUUGAGCCAGCUAGAGGAAGUAGAGCUCGGUAACUCCCCAACAUCCAGGCUUUACGACGGUGCCCCUGUGGGUUGUAUUCGCGAGCUUCAAGAAGAUGGCUCCGACCUGCUCAUUGGCAUUAUUAAAAUCAGACGGGAUAACUUCGGUGAACACCUCCACACAGAUUCAACCAACUGGGAAAACAAAAUAAAGAACGAAAUGGAAAAUACAAAACUUGAAAGGGCUACUGACCAGGACACGAAAGGUUCCCUUGCACCAAGUCAUCACAACAAAGGUAUUAUGACGGAUGCUGUUGACACGUUAUUACAGGAUUGGGCCGUGCCGCACAUGGCAGUGCGUCGAGUGAUUGUGGGCGCCUUUUCCGAAAACAUUGCUAGCAUCAAGAUGUUCGAGAAAAACGGGUUUCGUAGAACCCGGUUCAUUGAAAGUUAUCGGGAGGUACGAGGCGAAAUGAGAAAUUUACAGCUUUUGGAAAGGGAAUACGACAUUGAAGAAUCAUAG
Psilocybe cubensis is the source of this 753-nucleotide messenger RNA. RefSeq lists its product as uncharacterized. Gene Ontology annotation, molecular function: acyltransferase activity, transferring groups other than amino-acyl groups. The record is from RefSeq and is a predicted model, not a curated record. Lineage: Eukaryota; Fungi; Basidiomycota; Agaricomycetes; Agaricales; Agrocybaceae. Bases 1 to 753 code for a protein of 250 amino acids. The transcript has 3 exons.